Capronia coronata CBS 617.96 is the source of this 4545-nucleotide messenger RNA. RefSeq lists its product as uncharacterized. Gene Ontology annotation, cellular component: membrane. The record is from RefSeq and is a predicted model, not a curated record. Gene Ontology annotation, molecular function: ABC-type transporter activity; ATP hydrolysis activity; ATP binding. Gene Ontology annotation, biological process: transmembrane transport. Lineage: Eukaryota; Fungi; Ascomycota; Eurotiomycetes; Chaetothyriales; Herpotrichiellaceae. The transcript has 8 exons. Bases 1 to 4545 code for a protein of 1514 amino acids.
AUGGCAUCCGGUCAUGGUGAUGUCCGUCCAUCUGAAGACACGUUCAUAAACCCAGAACACUCAGGUCAAGACCAUGGCAAUGGCAAUGAACCUCAUCAGCCAGACAUCGCUCCCUUUCAUCAUCAGGUCACAGGGUCUCUGCAUGAUGGCUCAGACACGACUGACGACUCCAUAUCGGAGAGAUCUGACUCCAGGUAUCUGCCCCUUAGAGCAGCCCCUACCGCUGAGGAUAAACGCCCAGUGCUGGAAAAACGCAAAAGCAUCCAAACUGAGGACGACCUUUUCAAAGUCUUGUCUCAACGCCGAACGAACACGUCCGUCAGAUCUGAGUCUGAUCGUGGAGAAGAAGAGGACCAGAUCGAACGCUUGAUGUCGCGGAUGUUUGGCAAAGCCCGCCAGGCUCAAAGUGAAGAAGAAAAGACCCGUCACAGUGGCGUCGUUUUCCGUGACCUCACCGUCAAAGGUGUCGGUCUAGGCGCAAGUCUUCAGCCUACCGUGGGCGAUAUCUUCAUGGGUCUACCACGUUUGAUCAACAGAUUCUUCACCAAAGGGGCGAAGGCUGCUGCAGCAAAACCGCCCGUACGAGAACUUCUGAGUCACUUUGACGGUUGUGUCCGACCGGGACAGAUGUUGCUGGUUCUUGGAAGACCAGGUGCAGGCUGCUCAACCUUUUUGAAGACUUUCUGCAACCAACGGGAGGGAUUUGAGGCCGUCGAGGGAGAAGUCACCUACGGCGGCACCGACGCAAGGACGAUGAAGAAGAAUUUUCGCGGCGAGAUCAUCUACAACCCUGAAGAUGACUUGCAUUAUGCCACCUUGACCGUCAAGCGAACGUUGACUUUUGCCCUGCAAACUCGGACACCUGGCAAAGAAUCAAGAUUGGAAGGAGAGUCACGCGAAGAUUACGUGAGGGAAUUUCUGCGUGUGGUGACCAAGUUGUUUUGGAUUGAGCACACGUUGAACACUAAGGUAGGAAAUGAAGCUUCUGUCCAAGGGUGGGAUAACUCCAGUCGAGGCCUCGACGCCAGCACUGCCCUGGAGUACGUCCAGUCUAUACGAGCACUCACCAACAUGGCCGAGACAUCCACUGCGGUCUCUCUGUAUCAGGCUGGCGAGUCUUUGUACAAACUAGUCGAUAAGGUGCUUCUAAUCGAUCAAGGCAAGUGUUUGUAUUUUGGUCCUUCGGACGCUGCCAAACAGUACUUCAUCGACCUAGGCUUCCAAUGCCCGGAACGAUGGACAACUGCAGAUUUCCUCACUUCCGUGACAGAUGAACACGAGCGAUCGAUCAGAAAAGGCUGGGAAGAUCGUAUUCCCCGGAAUGCAGACGAGUUUGCCGAUCUCUAUCGGAAGAGUGAGGCAUAUCAGCGAAACCUGGAAGACAUUACAGAUUUCGAGUCUCAGUUGGAGGGACAACGACGAGCUCGGUUGGAGCACUCGUCCAAGAAGAACAAGAGAAAGAACUAUACUGUCUCCUUCCCCAAGCAGGUCAUAGCGUGUACUCAACGGCAAUUCUUAGUGAUGCUGGGAGAUAGGGCUUCCCUGAUCGGCAAGUGGGGAGGUAUCGUUUUCCAAGGCUUGAUCGUCGGAAGUCUAUUCUUUCAGAUGCCCAAGACAGUCCUCGGCGCAUUCCCUCGUGGCGGUGCCAUCUUCUUCGUCCUCCUUUUCAAUUCUCUGUUGGCAUUGGCUGAGAUGACCGCGGCAUUUUCCUCCAAGCCAAUUCUCCUGAAGCACAAGUCUUUCUCAUUCUACCGCCCGGCAGCUUACGCAAUUGCUCAGACUGUCGUCGACGUACCCUUGGUUUUCAUCCAGAUCGUCCUCUUUAAUGUGAUUAUCUACUGGAUGGGUGGUCUUGCGCCCAGUGCCUCCCAGUUCUUCAUCUCAUGUCUGAUGGUGUUCUCGACGACAAUGACGACUUAUGCUUUCUUCAGAUCCAUCUCGGCUCUCUGCAAGACACUGGACGAUGCCACUCGGUUCACAGGAGUGUCUAUCCAGAUUUUGGUUGUUUACACAGGCUAUCUCAUCCCUACAAGCCAAAUGAAACCAUGGUUUAGUUGGCUUCGCAGGAUCAACUGGCUCCAGUUUGGGUUCGAAGCAUUAAUGGCCAACGAGUUCACUGGAUUGACCAUGGAUUGCGUCCCGCCUUAUUUGGUUCCCUUGGGCCCCAAUGCCAGCCCUCAGUACCAGUCAUGUGCACUAGAAGGGAAUGAACCGGGCCAGACGACCGUGGACGGUUCAAGAUACAUACAAGCAUCUUUUGAAUACUCUCGCUCUCAUCUCUGGCGAAACUUCGGCCUCAUAUGGGCCUUUUUCGCCUUUUUCCUGGCGGUGACCGCUUUCGGGAUGGAGAUCAUGAAACCCAAUGCUGGUGGAGGCUCAAUCACCAUCUUCAAGCGUGGCCAGGUCCCCAAGAAACUCGAGGAAUCUAUCGACACCGGUGGCCGAGAGAAGAACCGGAGUGUUGAUGAGGAAGCGGCGCCUGCUGGGAAAGCGACGGCGAUUGAUGGGGAAAAGCCAACCAGUCCAACCAAUCAAAGCAGUGAUUCGACAAGCACGAAGCGAGAUGACUCUCCGAUGGACCAAGUGGCCAAGAACGAAGCCGUCUAUACGUUCCGCGACGUCAACUAUGUUAUUCCCUACGAAAAAGGCGAACGAAAACUACUCCAGAAUGUCCAAGGAUUUGUCCGUCCAGGCAAACUCACUGCAUUGAUGGGUGCUAGCGGAGCAGGAAAGACUACAUUACUCAAUGCCCUGGCCCAGCGUCUGAAUUUUGGCACCGUGACUGGCGAGUUUCUUGUCGACGGCCGCCCACUGCCUAAGUCAUUCCAGCGCGCCACCGGGUUUGCCGAACAAAUGGACGUCCAUGAACCUACAGCCACGGUGAGGGAAGCGUUGCAAUUUUCGGCUCUCCUCAGACAGCCUCGAGAGGUGCCGGUGGAGGAGAAGUAUGCAUAUUGCGAGACGAUCAUCGAUUUGCUUGAGAUGCGCGACAUUGCGGGCGCGACCAUCGGAAACCCCGGCGAAGGUCUCAACCAGGAGCAACGUAAAAGGCUGACCAUCGGUGUCGAGCUGGCAAGUAAGCCUGAGCUGCUGAUGUUCCUGGACGAACCCACUUCAGGCUUGGAUUCCGGAGCGGCGUUCAAUAUCGUCCGAUUUCUACGCAAGCUGGCCGAUGCGGGCCAAGCGAUUCUGUGCACCAUCCAUCAACCUUCAGCAGUCUUAUUCGAGCACUUUGAUGAACUCCUGUUGCUGAAAGCCGGUGGUCGAGUAGUAUAUCAUGGCCCCCUAGGUCAUGACUCGCAGGACUUGAUUCGCUACUUCGAGGAGAACGGUGGGCACAAGUGUCCACCAGACGCGAAUCCGGCAGAAUAUAUGCUCGAAGUGAUCGGCGCAGGUGACCCCAAUUACAAAGGCAAAGACUGGGCCGAUGGAUGGGAACAAAGCAAGAACUACAGAGCCCGAUCCGACGAGAUCUCCGACAUGAUCGAAAAGCGGAAGAGUGUCGAACACAGCAAAAACAUCCGGGACGACAGAGAAUAUGCCAUGCCACUCUCCAUCCAAACCAAGGCGGUCGUCCGGAGGUCGUUCAUCUCGUACUGGCGCACUCCAAACUACAUUGUUGGCAAAUUCAUGCUCCACAUCAUGACGGGUCUCUUCUCCUGCUUCACCUUCUACCACCUGGGAUACGCAAGGAUCGACUUCCAAUCCCGACUGUUCGCCGUCUUCAUGACCCUGACCAUCAGUCCUCCCCUCAUCCAGCAACUGCAGCCGGUAUUUCUGAAUUCCCGCAACAUCUUCCAAUCGCGCGAGAACAACGCCAAAAUCUACAGCUGGGUCGCAUGGACGACAGGAGCCAUCCUCGUCGAGAUCCCCUACUCCCUCAUCGCCGGCGGAGUCUACUACUGCUGUUGGUGGUGGGGGAUCAGCGGCUACCGGGAUUCGACGUCGAGCUUCACCUCCGGCUUCAUGUUUCUGUGCAUCUGUCUGUUUGAGCUGUACUAUGUGAGCUUCGGGCAAGCGAUCGCCUCGUUCUCGCCCAACGAGUUGCUGGCCAGUCUGUUUGUGCCGCUGUUCUUCUUGUUCGUCGUCAGUUUCUGCGGCGUCGUCGUGCCGGCUCAACAACUCCCGACCUUCUGGCGUUCGUGGAUGUGGUAUCUCACGCCUUUCCAUUACCUUUUGGAAUCCAUGCUUGGGGCCUUUGUCCACGGCCAACCCGUCCGAUGCAACCAGAACGAAUUCGCGCGCUUUAGCCCUCCGCCCGGCCAAACCUGCCAGUCCUACGUCGACCCAUAUAUCCGUCAAGCCGGCGGCUACGUGCAGGUCGGCUCCGACGGCCUGUGCGAGUUCUGCCAGUACGCCACCGGCGACGAGUUCGCGAGCGGCUUCAGCGUCUUCUACGGCCAUAUCUGGCGCGACUUUGGCAUCUUCUGCGCCUUUAUCCUGUUCAAUUUCGCCGUCGUCUAUUUCGCCACGUAUCUGCGGUUCAAGGCGAAGAAUCCGGUCAAGGCGAUUCUGUUGAAGAGGAAACAGAAGCAGCAGACGUGA